Molecule: messenger RNA, 1596 nt
Organism: Westerdykella ornata
Lineage: Eukaryota; Fungi; Ascomycota; Dothideomycetes; Pleosporales; Sporormiaceae
Product: cytochrome P450
Exons: 4
Coding region: 1-1596 (531 amino acids)
Molecular function (GO): oxidoreductase activity, acting on paired donors, with incorporation or reduction of molecular oxygen; monooxygenase activity; iron ion binding
Source: RefSeq, a predicted model, not a curated record
AUGGCGCACGGCGGCUUCUUGACUAGAUUGGCGCGCAGCAUCAAUUUCGACUCAAAAGAGUACAUCGUCUUCUUUGUAGUCGUCACGGUAUUGUUGCUCCUCUACAGAACGUUCCGUACCAGUCUCGACCCUCGCGAACCGCCCGCCAUCGCCCCCAGACCGCCUAUCAUUGGCCAUCUCCUAGGUCUCUAUCGUCACCAUGCCAUGUACUUCAAGCACCUCUACGACAAAAAUCCGGAUAACCCAAUCGUCACGCUCCCAAGCCCCACAGGAAAAGUCUACGCUGUGUUCACCCCAGAACUGCAGCAAACUGUUGCAAGGAGUAGGCUUUUCCAGCGCACCGAGGGAAACUUCACAACGAGGAUUUUUGGCGUAGAGCAGUGGGUGCUGGACGCAGUAGAUGAGCAGACGGCGGAGCAGAUAAUGGCGAGCACUGCAGCGGGGUUGUCGGGGGAAGGGUUGAAGAAGAUGAAUAGACGGGCGCUGGGUUAUAUUUCAGAGAGGCUGAACGCUGUAGAUAAGCAGAAAGGGGAACAGAUCCCGAAUCUGUAUCUAUGGAUCAGACAUUUGCUGAGCACGGCGACGUCGAAAGCUGUCUGGGGCCUGUAUAGUCCCUACAACGAGCCUGGCCUGAUAGAUACGCAGUGGGCCUUCGAGGGCAACAUGCAACUUCUCAUGCCCGGCAUUCUUCCACGCCUCAUUGGCCGCACCGCCUACAACGCGCGCACCAAAAUCCACGCCGCCCUCAAGAGAUGGUACGAAGCGGGCCACGACCAGGACGCAGACCCUAGAACAGGACCCGCCGACUAUGUCCGCCAGCGUGCCGCUCUGCUGCGCAAAGAAGGCCUGCACCCCGCGGAUUUCUCCAAACUCGAAAUUACGAUUAUGCACGGCGCGACGAGCAACACCGUUCCAACGCUCUUCUGGGUCGUCUCGUUCAUCUUCCUCAGACCUGAAUUAGUUAAGGAAUUGAGAGACGAGGCAAGCAUCACUGUCUUCGGUACCAAAGAAUUCACGCCCUCUCCCAACGGCUCCGUCAUCGACGUCCCCGUUGCAAAACUCGAAGAACGAUCACCGCUAUUGUUAGCGUGCUACCGCGAAGCCAUCCGUCUAGCAAGCCAACCCAUCACCGUGCGAAAAGUGGCGAAAGACUUCACUGUCUCGGAUCCGCUUACAUCGCGUACGUACCUCUUCAAAAAAGACGCAGAUGUCAUGCUACCAGCAACGACUUUGCACCGCUCCCCUUCGAUCUGGGGUAUGGAUGGUGAUGACUUCAAUCCUCAUCGUUUCCUCCCCUCCAGAUCCAAGAAUGAGGAGGAGAAAAGAGCGGAGAGGAGACAAGGAGCAUACAUGCCUUUCGGAGGCGGGAAGCAUAUGUGUCCCGGACGACAUUUUGCGUGGGCGGAGAUUAGUGGGUUUGUCACGGCGCUGUUGCUGGGGUACGAAAUCGAGGGGCUUAAGGAGGAGAAUGUGAGGAUGGCGGACGCGAAAAUGGGAGAGGCGAUUGCGAAACCGGACAUUGGGGGAGAAGGGGGGAGUGUGGGGUUGGGGAGGGGAGAGGGGUGGGAAGGUGUGGUUUGGAGGUUUGUGGUGUAA